AUGACUGGAUUGUGUGACUGGCCGCCGAGACGAGAUGAGAGUGGGAUGCGGGACACGGGACACGCGGGUGCUGCGGUUUGGAUUUGUGGUUGGAUUUGUGUGUGGCCUGGGGAGGGGGCAGGCUCGAGUCCAAGCAACGCACGUCCAAACCUCGCUUGUGCUCAGUGCAGAGUCUUGUUUGAACGACAGACACACUGCAUUUGUCGAUGUCUCAACAAGCUGCAGUCUGCAGUCCACAGUCUGCACACCGCCACCCAUUAUCGGACAUCAUUCAAUUCACGGAAUUCCCAAUACGAAACGCGUCCAAGUUCAGUACAAUUAGCUCCCCAUGCCAGUGGGUACUGGUACAUGAUACGAUAUCGGGAUGAUGAUCCUUUCUUGGCUUUCAGUUCCAUAUCUCGCCUGGUAGCGAUCAAAUUUGCACAAAAAGAGUGGCCCUGUCGGACGGUGAUAAGUAUCGUGUAG
This is a messenger RNA of Lindgomyces ingoldianus, 465 nucleotides long. RefSeq lists its product as uncharacterized. The record is from RefSeq and is a predicted model, not a curated record. The transcript has 5 exons. The coding region runs from base 1 to 465 and encodes 154 amino acids. Lineage: Eukaryota; Fungi; Ascomycota; Dothideomycetes; Pleosporales; Lindgomycetaceae.